ACAAGUCGAGGUGCCUUAUUGUUUCUGAGUUGCUAUGAACAUUUAACUAGAAACAGUAGAAGAAGAUGAAGAAGACUGAGCAAUAGCAAACGGUGGAUAUGAAGUGUUAGACUGGUUCUUAUGUGUCCUCUUGUGUCCGGCCGACGUAGUCUGCGUGCAAUGAUAGAGCGUGGAGAGCACCCUAAAGAUACAAGGAUGUGUGCUGCUGCUAUUCCCAGGGAUUGUUAGGUGUUUUUGCUGGAGGACAUCCACCAGCCUGACAAAUACACCAUGGAGAAAAGAGACAUGACCAUUAAAGAAGAGGAUUGUGAAUGGGAAGCCAGCCUCUGCAGUCAGACUAGUUUGCCCAUUAAGGCAGAGGACUGCAAAUGGGAGUCAGUGGGCAGAACAGAAGACUCGGAGCAGACAUCUGCCUGUACUGAUGUAGAGAAAUGUGAACUUAAAGACCACAUCAAGGAAGAGGACCUCAAUUCAGAGUAUGUCUGUAAAGAUACAGAAGUGACCGGAGUAGUCUCCCAGCAGGACGGGUACCAUUCUUUUCAGCAGCGUCCUGUCAACGUGAAAUCCGAGACCCUAGAAGAAGAAACAGAGAAAGAAUCGAGGAAAAAAAAAGAAGCCGAUCCAACCCUGUCAAGUCCUUCUGGAGAAAAAUUGAAGGAUAGUGACCACUUCACCUCAUCCUCAUUUGGUCAGUACCCUCUUCAAGGCAAAGAACAACGAUCAGCAUGUGAGGAAAAUGUAAAGAAAUCAGAUUCAGGAGCAGCCUCAUUGCAAUCCAGCUGUUUGCAUACGGUGAAACUAACAGACUGCUUUGGCACUCCUCAACAGGUGCAAAAUAUAAAUCCAAUGUCUCUGCAUACCAGUCAAAAGCCCAAACGAACGUAUAAAAGAAAAUCAAAUACUGAGGACCCACAGUGGAGUUUUUCAAAACAGAAGCCACAUUCCUGUUCAAACUGUGGUAAACGAUUCUCCAAAAGCAGCAAUUUCCAGAAACACAUGAGAAUUCACACUGGUGAGAAGCCAUACUGCUGUUCUGAAUGUGGCAAACGAUUCUCCUGUAGUAGCAGUUUGCAGAGACACACAGGAAUUCACACUAAACCAUAUUGCUGUCUUGAAUGUGGCAAACAAUUCUCCUGCAGUGGCAGUCUUAAGAGACACUCAAGUAUUCACACUAGCAACAGCCCGCAUUGCUGUUCAGAAUGUGGUAAGCAAUUUUCUUACAGUAGCAGUCUUGAGGCGCAUAUAAGAAUUCACACUGGAGAGAAGCCUUAUUCCUGUUCUGAAUGUGGUAAACAAUUCUCCUUCUAUAACAGUUAUCAGAGACACACAAGAAUUCACUCUGGAGUGCAGCCCUACUGCUGUUCUGAAUGUGGCAAGCAAUUUUCUGACCGCUAUAGUCUUCAUGUACACACAAGAAUUCACAAUGGAGAGCAGCCCUAUAGCUGCUCUGAAUGUGGUAAAAGAUUCUUCCGCAGAAGCAGUCUUCUGAGACACUCAAGAAUUCACACAGGAGAGAAACCACAUGGGUGCUCUGAAUGUGGCAAACGAUUUUCUUGUGCCAGCAGUCUUCAGGUACACACAAGAGUUCACUCAGGAGAGAAACCCUACUGCUGUGGUGAAUGUGGUAAGCGAUUCUCUGAUAAUAGCAGUAUUUGGAUACACAAAAAAAUUCAUUCUGGAGAGAAAUCACACUGCUGUCCUGUGUGUGGAAAACGAUUUUCCACCAGCAGCCAUUUACAGAGACACAUGAGAACUCACACUGGUGAGAAGCCAUAUUACUGUUCUGAAUGUGGCAAACAAUUUUCCAACAGCAGCAAUCUUCAGGCACACACAGUAAUUCAUGCUAGUGAGAAACCUUAUUGCUGUUCUGAAUGUGGCAAACAAUUUUCUGACAAUAGAAGUCUUCAGGUGCAUAUAAAACUUCACACUGGAGAGAAGCUGUACUGCUGUUCUGAAUGUGGGAAACAAUUUUUAUACAGCUUUAGUCUUCAGGUGCACAAAAGAAUUCACACUGGAGAACAACCCUUUUGCUGCUCUGAAUGUGGCAGACGAUUUUCUCGCAGAGGCAGUUUUCUGAGACACUCAAGAAUUCACACUGGAGAGAAACCACAUGGCUGUUCUGAAUGUGGCAAACAGUUUUCCAGUCCUGGUAAACUUCAGGUACACAUGAGAAUCCACUCGGGAGAGAAACCCUAUUGCUGCCCUGAAUGUGGCAAACGAUUCUCUCAUAAUAGCAAUUUUUGGGUGCACAAAAGAAUUCACUCUGGAGAGAAACCGUAUGGUUGUCCUGAAUGUGGUAAACGAUUCUUCACCAGCAGCCUUUUCCAAAAACACAUAAAAAUUCACACUGAUGAGAAUCCAUACUGCUGUUCUGAGUGUGGCAAACAAUUCUCUUGCAGUAGCAGUCUUCGAAGACACAGAAGAAGCCAUGCACCAGAGAAAGAUAUGAAAUAAGAAAACUUGGGAACUUGUGUAAUACUGUAGUAAAUGUCGCCCAGGCUCCUCAGGUUUUGAAAUUGUUUCAUUGGGGAGUGAGUAUUUUCAACUCAUCCUCAUUGAUAGGCUACUAGGAGAGGUUUUGGGUAUCAUCCUGCUCACAAGUGAUCCGGGGAGGGCUUCAAGGCAGACAUCCUUUUUGCAUGUUUACUUUGCCACCAAUGAAAUUGAUAUUGUUUUGUGAAAUUAUUUGCAAAAUGAAAUGCUUAAGUUUAAUAGAAUUCUAUUUUGUGCAAUAUAUUAUCAAUACUUAAACAUAAAAACAAAAAGGUAACACAAGAUGAAAAGGUUAAACGAUACCAACAUCCAGAAGAGACCUGAGCUUGUUAAACACAAGGUAUGUUUUUAGGUGCAACAUAUAUGUAACUGUUGUGGAAUACUAAAAAAUCAGCAGAUUAACUUUGUACACAGUUUAAGCCCAUGUGGAGACCAUGGGUUAUGAAUGUAUGCUCUCACACAGACAGUUCUGGCAGGGCAUUAUAUAGCAGCAAAGGUAUAUGGCGGGACUGCACAGCUGAUAACAGGUCUACUCUCACCUACAAUACAAGCGUAAACCAGUGUUCUCUACUUCUAAAAGUAAAUAAGUACAGGCCAAUUUUGCAGGUGGACAACUGUAGGAACUCAAGAUGUAUAAACAUAACUUUACCAUAAUGUGUCUCUUCUUCAUAUAACCGACAAGUGUAUGCCUUUUUUUUAUUAACCACACUGAGCAACAAUUGUUUUCAAAAGUUUUGCUCUUUUAAAUAUUUUGGUGAGUAUUAUAUACAGAUUUAGUUUGAACACAAAUAUUUCAGGUUUUUAGUAUUACAUAGACAUUUAGAAAAAUCUUAAAUGUUUUUUUUUUUUAUCUCCAAUGUGUUUGUUCACUAAAUAAUGCUGAUGUGUUUUUUUUUUUGUUUUUUUUUUUGGAGCUAAAAAUGUUUUGCUGCUCAUUUAAAUUUUUACUCCACAUUGGACACUUUCUGUCUCAGUCAACCAGCAUUGAUGAAUUCCACCAUCCCUGAUACCACUGUUACAUUGUUACAAUGUUCUGGUGAAAUCUUUUUACAAUGUCCAUCAUUAACUGCUCCAAGAAAAGCAGGGAAGAAGCCCAAGUGUGAAUGCAGAAAAUGAAUCUUUAGUGAUAUGAUGCACUUCCUGGUUUUGUAUCUUUUAAGCAUGAUGUCAACCUGCUGGACAUAGUUUGAUGCUCUGUAGUUGUAUUUGUCAAGAAAAAUCUCAAUAACAGUCUUGCAUCCCUUCCAUGCAGUUUACUCCUUCCCCACUAGCGGAUUUUUCAACAAGGAAUAGUUGAUGAUAUGUCCAGCCUCCUUUAAUAUUGGCAUCAGUUAUUUUGGAAGCAUCUCAAAUAUCAAAGUCCUUCACUUUUCUUGUUCAUCGCUUUUUUGAAAAUUUUCAUUAGUCCAAGGUUGAUAUGAAGAGAGGGCAAAAACCAUCUUUGUUGGGUCGGCAAGUGUUUUCUGUGCCCUGGAAUCAAAUGCUUAUGGAGCAGCCAGUCCUUUUUAAUGUAAUGAGAUUCCUUAUUAAGGUGGUCCCACGCAUAAAUGAACCAAACAGUACCUGAUAUACCGAGCCGCAUUCCUAGUAGCAGUGCCACCAAGUUGCAGUUAUUACACCAUAUAAGUAGACUUAUAAUAUUAGAAGACAUCACAAAAAUAGACGAUUACCAUUAUCGUUACAUCAUAGGAUAAGUUAAAGGUGUUUUUUUGUGAUCAGCAAACAAAAGUGUUCAAGAAGCCAAAUACUCCAAUAUGACUACUUCUAAGCUUAUAACAUUUAACACACAUAAGAUAAUGCAUUAUUCCACACCAUCCAGAUGUCAAAAAUCAAAUUAAAUAAAUGGAUCAAAGAUGUAUAUUUUAAAAUUCUUUUAUCUAGCAACUAUAACAGGAGUUAAAAUAGUUGCUAAAAUGUAGGUUGUUUAAUUACCAAAGACAAUGUGCAAGAGAAUUGUUUACAUACAGCAUGUAUUUAUUUUUUACAAUUGGACUGAAGGCUGGUUAUUUGACCUGUUCAAGAUAGCCGACAGUUGAGGAUUGAGCCCACUGCACUAUGCAGUCAAAAAUCAGCACCAGUAGGGUACAAGAAACUGAAAACUUGAGUCCUGUACAUUAAAUCAUUUGACCUUACCAUUUAACGUUCAGUAAUAAUCCAUGUAUCAGUCUCAACUGAUUACUCUUUGCCGUAGUUAGAGAAGCGGGAAACAUCACAAAAUACCAAAACAUGCAACUUCAAAUGACCACACUUUUGAACAAAACUAUGGAAAUGGUUUCAACAAUUUCCUAGACCAACAGGUGUUGCCAAAAAUGUCUUUCAUUCCCAGCUGCUAUCCCUCCAUAGAAGUGUUAGUAAAAGUAGUCAUGGAGGGAUAAAAACAAUUUUGGGACUGCAGUUUCAAAGACCGCUUCUUUCCUUGCUGCAAGUUUUGCUGUAGUGAGAUAUGAUGAACAGUAAAUGAACUCUCUGGGAGUUUACUUACAGAUGUUUCACGCAGACCAGCGUCGUCAGAACCUCUGAGUGACACUGAAAAGACUUCAGUAAUAUUUGCUUCACACUUCUUUGUAUCUGUCUGUGUCUAAACCCAACUUUCUUCCAUUUUCCCCACCAACUCUAAAUUAUAACCUUUGGUUAGGCUGAACGGUCAAUUUGUGAAUCAAACAUCAGCUGAAAAGCAAUUUUUCCCCCUAAAGGAAUUGCACAUUGUAUAGAUAAACACUCCUGAGAAGACAAGGUGUUGUGUACAUACUUUUAUGAUUAAAGCUUUUGGAAGAAGCUGACCAUCGAGAAUAGUCAGACAAUUAUCUGUGUGUAAUGUCAUAGGCUAUGGAGCCCCAUAUGUGUCAUUUGGCAUGAAGGACCAAUUGCUCAAGGUAUAAGAGAAACGACAUCCAUCAGGAUAUUAAAGACUCCGUCCAUGCAUCAACCUGACUCCUGAAUCCAAACGAGCCACCCAAAAGAUGUCUCUGUCCUGACAGAGAUGUUCCUUUUGAUGCUACACCUCAGCUUGCACAACCUUAUGGAAAGUAUUGUUUAAGCUUUAUGACUUUGAUCUUAUUAGGGCUAUUCAGAUAUUGCUAAUAUUCUGUUUUAAUAAAU
Molecule: messenger RNA, 5592 nt
Organism: Polypterus senegalus (gray bichir)
Lineage: Eukaryota; Metazoa; Chordata; Cladistia; Polypteriformes; Polypteridae
Product: zinc finger protein 883-like
Exons: 3
Coding region: 271-2454 (727 amino acids)
Source: RefSeq, a predicted model, not a curated record